Molecule: messenger RNA, 5196 nt
Organism: Anopheles marshallii
Lineage: Eukaryota; Metazoa; Arthropoda; Insecta; Diptera; Culicidae
Exons: 11
Coding region: 1-5196 (1731 amino acids)
Cellular component (GO): cytoskeleton
Molecular function (GO): protein binding
Source: RefSeq, a predicted model, not a curated record
AUGCUUCUGCAACCUAGUUCUACGAUCAGCACAGAACACCAACAGCAGCAGCACCACCAGUACCAGCAACAUGCACCAAACCUGCUUUCGGCUCAGCAACCCUCGUCACUGACCUCCUCUUCCAGUGCCUCAUCAACACCACCGAUUCAGGACGUUAGUCGUUAUCUAGAGACGCUUCAGGAACAGCUGAAGGAAGGUUGGACGGCUCAUACGGCUAAGGAUGGCCGUCUUUACUACUGCAAUCACAUUACGCGGACGGCUGGAUGGUUACCACCGAUCGAGAACUGGGUGCAGACAAAUGAUUUACCGUACGGUUGGGAAAAAGCGGUCGACCAAAAAGGACAACCGUACUACAUAAACCACCUAAACAAAACUACCACCUACGAGGAACCGAUCAGGCAUCAUGGCAAUGAUGCUCCACCCGAGCCACGCGUGGUCGUGCUGCAACGCAGUCCCACGCUCGGCUUCGGGUUCGUUGCUGGGAGCGAAAAGCCUGUGAUCGUUCGUUUUGUUACGGAAGGCGGGCCUAGUGUAAAUAAGCUGGAACCAGGUGACCAAAUAUUAGCUGUAAACGGUGAGGACGUCAAAGACGCACCCCGGGACCAUGUGAUACAAUUAGUUAGAAAUUGUGAAUCCUCCGUCACGCUGCUUGUGUGCCAGCCGCAGCUCUAUAAUGCGGUCGGUCGAAAAUCAACACUGCUAUCGGCGGGCAAGAAGGCAAAGCUGAAAUCACGCCCCAUCCGCGUCCGGUUCGCCGAGAGUGUCUGCGUAAACGGGGCGCCAUUAUUUCCGCCAUCUGCCUUUUCCCUCGGCGAUCUGUGCGUGCCACCGAUGGCAAACGUGCUGAAAGUGUUCCUCGAGAAUGGUCAAACCAAAUCGUUCAAAUACGAUUCAACUACCACUGUACAGAAUGUUGUUACUUCGUUACGCGAUAAGUUAUGCCUAACCGCCGGUGAGCAUUUCAGUCUCGUGGUGGAACACGUGAAAAGUCUGAAGCGGAACAAGCUUACGCUGCUGGAUCCGCAAGAAACGGUGGCCCGGAUAGCGGCAAGGCCGGGCGCUCACAAACUCCGUUGCCUGUUUCGGGUAACGUUUGUGCCCGUGUCAGCCGCUGCCCUCGCUCAAAAGGACCUCAACGCGUUGGACUAUCUGUUUUUGCAGUGCUGCAAUGAUGUCACGCAGGAACGCUUUGCUCCAGAGCUACAACCAGAGGUGGCCCUACGGCUGGCCGCCCUGCACAUGCAUCAGCACGCGUUAGCAAACAACAUUUCACCCACAAAAUUAACUGUAAAAACUGUUGAACGAGAGUUUGGACUGGAUCGCUUUGUGCCUGCUUCACUAAUCGAAGGAAUGAAACGGAAGGAGCUGCGACGGCUAUUAGGCCACUUUCUGAAGCUUAAUUCACAGAUGACCGGCUCGUCGACCAAAACACUCACUCAGCUGCAGGCUAAAAUUCACUACCUAGACAUCAUAUCGGGACUACCCAGCUAUGGGGCCAAGUGUUUCAGUACCAAUCAACGAGACGGUGUCGAACGGGUACUGCUCGUUAGUCCACGGUUCGGAUUAAGUCAAAUAGCAGGUGUACGCAACACGGUGCCUCAACCGAUCUGUAAUCUCGAGGAACUUAUCCGUGUGGUUGUAACGCGCGAUGAUGACGUGUCCAACACAGUAACCGUCUUUAUAAGUCCUGAUCGAGUAAUAAAUUUCUCGAUGGAAGAUCGUGAUGCGUCCGAGUUUGCAAUCGUACUGGCGGGCUACUAUCGACUUAUGGCCGGCAAAGAGCUUCCAUUGGAGCAAGAGCGUGAAACACAAAUUGAGGAUAUUGCGCCUCCGUAUCUCUCACAGCACACGGUUGUCAGCAAUGGCUGGAGCUACUUACCCUCCGAGAAGCCUACACACAGCAUAGCAUUCCUGAUGCCACCACCGUACCAUUCUACCGGUUUUCGUAGCGCUACCGGAUCGAUUAGUUCCUCUAGCCGCUCGGACGAGUGUGACCGCAAUGCAAACAGUGCGCGAAUCUCAAAUAAAAAUACUCGACCCAGUCUACAAGAUUAUGAUUUCGAGCCGAACGGUAAGGAUAUGCGCAUUACAAAGGAUGGAUCGCUCAGUGGAAAAAUCGGGGGCGUCCCGAUGGCUGUGUCUGAGGCACGCAACGAAGAGGUACUUCGCCGUGUUGCAGAAAUGCAAAAGAUGGUCGAAAACUCAGAACGCUACCUAAACGAACACGGUGACUACGGGCACGAGUUCGAUGUAAAACCGGGAGGCAAACUGAACUUCUGGCGUGAAACUUCAGUUGAUGUAGACGACAGUGAUUGUGAAAGUCUGAACAGCAGCAAACAAAGCUCGAACGAGGAUGGUCCCGGUGUACUGAAGCACAGCGACUCUUUGACACUGUUGACCGAAACGAUAAACCAAGGUUUGGACGGUAUUGCGAAAGGGCUUAGCUCGAUCUAUACUGCGCCGUUCAGUGAGUUGAAUGGUAAACUCGAGACUAUGACCGGUUCGGCACAAAACACACCAAAAACCCAGAGAAAAUUGUCCGGACUUAGUCAGAUACUAAGCGAUCUGCAAGCGCUGGGCAACGAUCUAUCUCAGAGUGAAAGUGACUCCGAAUCUCUUUACACACCGAACAGUUCCCCCAUACAUAAGACGACACAAAGCUCCAAUCCAUUACAGCAACAAAAUCCACAGCAACAGGUGCUACAAUUGAACCAGCACGGAACCGCAAAUAGUGCCUCCAAUCUGCGGAACAAAUCUAUUCGCACCAGCUUUGGAUUGCACAGUCCGGACAGUGGAAACGAAGGACGUGACAUGAGCUUGAAGGAUUAUCUUCGCCAACUCAAAGAAGCUAGUACGGCGAGUGAGCUUGGUACAGAUGGUACGGACUUGGCCGCGAAGAAGUUAGCCGACCUAUAUGGUUACGAGCUGCUUGGCGAUGAUUCUAUUAUUGAAACGGAUCCUGAUAUUAUCGAUCUAAGAUCGAUCCCUCCUCCACAGACCCCAGACGAACUGGAUAAUCUAAAUGUGCUGAGCGUUCCUCCUAGCGGUUUUGAUGAUGGUACAGGAGUGAGUAAAGACACCGGAUCGAGCAGCUCCAGAACCGGAACGAGCUCUUCAAACAAUACCACUGCUUCUUCCAAUCUGGUUGCUGGUGAUUUCGAAGAGUUUCUCAAACAGGUAACAAUAGAGCCCCCAACUCAGAAGAUUACUCCGGCCGUCGAACUGACACCAGAGGAAAUCCUUUCAUACAUUAUCCCUCCACCGCCCGGACUGAGUGAUCGAAACGAAACGACCGGACCUGAUUCCCAGAAUCCCUUAUAUGUACGACUUCCCGUUCAAAACCAUACCAUCCCCAAACCGAGCGCAACUGUCAGCACGAACAAUAAUAUUAAUACUUUGAAGAAUCUUAACUACGAUACUGAUGGGCCAAUCCCAAGACCCCGUGCGGCUACCACUAAUGGAACAUCGAUACCAUCUACUGUGGCCAAUGGAGCCAUUGCCAGUGCGCUAUUGGCAAAGUAUGCGUACGAUCCAACGCGAUUUGAAGUGUACUAUCCACCGAAGGAAAAUAAUACCUCCGGAACGACUGAAUAUGAUCUCUACAGCAAUAGCGCGGCAGCUGUUGACGUUUCAGUGCCGGUCAAUGAAAAGAAAACGAAUGGAACACAUGAGACCAAGAGCACAAUAAAUGGUGUUGCUAGUAGUGUCUCGAAUGGUCAUGUCAUAGAGUACCCUACCGUAGACCGGAAAGGUCCGUUCUCUUGUUGUGCUAAGUCUAAAUCGAAGGAUAAACAAAAUGGAGACACGGAACAUGAACAUAGGCAACCGCAGUCACAACAAUCACGAGGUUCCUCAGACAUCCCAUUGGCGCUUCCUCCGAAACCCUGCCUUCAUACGGCUACUAUCAACCAACCGAGUCCUCCACAGCGACCUCCAAAGAGCGCAGAGUUGCAACUUCGUCUGGGUUCGCCCAUUCGCUCGCCACCAUCGUCCGGCGGUGGAAUGUAUGGGGCUCGGGCGAACGGUAACUACUACGAGCUCGGUCCCAGUGAUCCUCCUUCAUUGCCACCUCGUUUCGAACAGUCUCCACCCCCGGUACCGAUACUGGCUACGUUGCCACCGAAGAAACCGCCACUACCUCCGGUACCUAUAAAGCCCUGUAUCCUGCGCAGCCCAGUUCCAAUACUGAAGAACACGCAUGUGGCUACCUUCAACCAUCUGCACCAGUUACAUCAUCAUCACCAAUCACCCCCGAUACCACCUUUACCGCACCACCUACAGCACCAUCAUCCAUCGGGUGGCGUCGGUGUUGUAUCCUUGUCCGCUAACUCCUCUCCCGUUCGGACAGCCGGUAUAGGGUCACCACAUCUUCACCGCAAUCCGAAUUGUUACAGGGAGAUCGACCGGGCAUUCAACCACCAGUGUACGGACGAGCAGCUGUCUGUGCCGGAGAAGACGAACCUAUCCACCCCGAACACAGUCGGCCAUCAACGUUCGCACAGCGACUGCCCACCGGUUUGUCUAAAGAAUCCUCCGGCGGACAGUAGGGCACAGUUAACACUCCUUUGCUCACCCCAACUGUCACGCAAAACUUCUCUACCAACAGCAGUUUCCCCGGCACUUGUCGGUACGUUCUCCAACAACGUUGCCCACGCUACCUUCAGUAACCCGGGUAGCCCUAUACUGUCCAAUAAAAAUGGGCACGUAUUAAACGUUGAUACACUAAUGGCCAAGACGGACGUGGCGAUGGCCGGAUUGCUGGUGAAGCUGGACCAGGUGGCAGCUGCCUGCUCUGCUGCACAAACAGCCGGCGGAGGCACUGCGAUUGACGAGGAUCGCUUCCAGCAGGCACGGGACGAACUGACCGAACAGGCGCUACAGCUAGUCACCGCAUCAAAGCAUCUGGUCGUGUCGAUGUCUGAUGCCAAUCUUACCCACCUGCCCGAACAUUUAACUGCUUGUCUGUCAGCUCUCAGGCGUAUCACAGAGCUAGCGCAAGAUUUGACGCGCACCACCUCAGCACCACUUCAAACCCGCAACAUCGUGCUUAAAAUACAUGACGUCGCAUCGAGCUUCCGGGAACUAGCAUGUGUUAAGGUGGGACCGAGCGGCGCUGGUCAGCUUGCAUUGAACGCGGAAUGUUUGGCAAAUGUGCUCGCAACGUUGCUCCGAAGUUUACGUGUGUUUUCUCCCUAG